Messenger RNA from Osmerus eperlanus (European smelt), 4219 nucleotides. RefSeq names its product ankyrin repeat domain 40 (gene ankrd40). Bases 164 to 1426 code for a protein of 420 amino acids. The transcript is spliced from 6 exons. The record is from RefSeq and is a predicted model, not a curated record. Gene Ontology annotation, molecular function: protein binding. Lineage: Eukaryota; Metazoa; Chordata; Actinopteri; Osmeriformes; Osmeridae.
GUUACAGAAAAAACUGCCCCCCGACAUGGGAGUAGUUGACAGCACAUCGCCGGAGCGCAGACUACAUAACACGUUAUUCAAUUUAAGCGUUGUGACCGGAGGUGUGGCGAUAUAUCUAGCCAAAUCCCCUAGUUUAGUUAGCGUUGACAAUUAAUUGUGUCCGAUGAGAAGAACAACCAGCUAUUAUCUGCGAACAUCAUCAACUUGUGUUAGUCGAAACGAAUUGCAGGAGCGGUUGAGAGAGGCGUCUGCGCUUGGGGACAUUGACGAAGUGCGGAAUUUAGUAGAGAGCGGAGUAAAUGUCAACUCACAAAAUGAAAUAAAUGGAUGGACCUGUUUGCACUGGGCCUGCAAGCGAAACCACAAACAUGUGGUGUCAUACCUGCUGAACUCUGGUGCUGACAAAGAAAUCCUCACAGCUAAGGAUGAGUUGGCUGCUCAGCUAACUUCCAAACCAGAAAUCAAAAGACUGUUGGGAGGAAAGCUGCAAAAAGUGCCUGAAGUCAAAGAGCUUGAGUUGCCAUUCAUCCCAAAUUACCUUUCCAACCCUCCGUUUAUGUAUAGCAAAAUGGACAACAAGGCUGAGCUUAUCCUUAACCCGCUGUCAAACCAAAAUGGUUCAGGCGGAGACCACUCAGAGUACCCACACAGCGACCCAGCUUCCCUCUCUCCCACCCACGAGUCACAACAGCCUCUGCAACAACAAAGCCUACCAGCCGAUCCCCCAGGCCCCAGGGAAGGAGCUUUCGUCCCAGUUUCUGAGCAGAAUGGAGUGUCAUCCAGCCUGGCAAUGCACACCGCUAACGGACCCCUGCCCAUGGACCUCUCAGUAGAGCCCCAUCUAGUCAACCAUGGAGAGUACCCAUACUCGGUGACCUAUAAUGGGCCUGUGUGUUCAUCUGCACUGCCCUCCCCCAGCCCCAGCACCACUAGCAGUGGGAGCCAGGCCCAGGGGGCUAAUGCUAAUGCUAGCACCAACCCCUCAAUUACCAGACAGCAGUCAGUCCCCCAGCAGCUGAACUGUGGUCAGACUGCUGGGGGGCCCAUGCCUGCCUUCCAGCCCUUCUUCUUCACAAGCACGUUCCCGGUCAAUGUACAAGAGCUGGUUUUGAAAGUGCGUAUCCAGAACCCCAAUGCACGUGAGAACGACUUCAUCGAGGUGGAGCUGGACAGACAGGAGCUGACGUACCGCGCCCUGCUCAGGGUGUGCUGCCGGGAGUUGGACCUCAGCGCUGAGCACGUGGAGAAGAUCCGCAAGCUGCCCAACACCAUGCUGAGAAAGGACAAAGACGUGGCACGGCUGCAGGACUUCCAGGAGCUGGAGGUAGUCCUGGAGAAGGCAGAGGGCCUGUCCCUGUUCUCUGCGGCUGGCAGUCUCACAGACAGACCCUGUUACAACAUGAAGGCUUCUAGGCUCACCUAUUAGAGCCGCAAUGGAGCCCCGGUUGCUCACUUCAGCAUGGAUUGUCAGAGUAACCGCCUACCACACAUUCUGAGGCCCACCCAAAGUCUGGGUGCCCCAGAAUUGCAGUGGUUCUUAAUUCGGUGUUCAUUCAGUUUGGCCCAGUUCGGUGACUCUUAGACAACAUUAUUGGAUUUGUUUUCCCAAAUGUUCCUGUUCUUGAUCUUGUCCACCUCCUCCUCCCUUUCCUUUUUUACCAAUGGUCUGUGUAACUAACCAGAGCUAACACAUUACUCUAGCAUGAUGUCCUCAGUAAUGCACAGAAGAAUUUGGAACCCUAUCUUUCUCUUUUCCCUCUCUUCAUGUGUCCAUCUCUCUCUCUUAUGUCAAUCUCUGUACUUUGAGACCCAGUGGAAGAUGUGACAGAGGUUCAUUGUCUUGUCUUCCUUGUUGGACGGACUUGAUGGCCGUGCAUUAACCAUAUAUGGGUGUUUAGGUAACCAUCCAACGACUAUAAUCAUGGAUGAGGGGAAUAUGGCUCUCGUAAUGUUCUCCAGCCACUCUACGAAGGUCUGCUGCGUAGUACCAUGUUGUCGCACUGCAGCCUCACAGAGCAACAUUCUAUACCAACACCUGCUUCAGAGUUCAUCACAGAUGAGGAAGUUCCUACUGGCAUCCACACAGUCACACGUAAUACUAGACAGGUUUUGUCCAAAAAAGUGUAAUCAAUAUUAAUGGCCAUGGAGAAGUAAAAAAAUCUUUCACACUUUUAUUUUGUUCAUAACCAGUUUGCCGGUCUUAUUUUAGGCUCUUUCAGUGGUUCAAUUGAGCUGUUUAUGGAUCCACUGCCUUUGCAUAGAGGUGUGAUUAGAAUAGUAGGAGCAGGAACUUAGGACAGAGUCUUACCAGCUGGCACUCAACUGUCAUUCAUUUAGUGGGACCUUAAUAACUGUGCUGUGUUGGCACACAAACUGUAAAGCUUUUAUUCCUUCUGUACCAAUACUAUGACAUAAGUUAACUACUUGACAGAUAACUUGGUUGCCACCACAGACAUAAAUAAUGAAAAUUAACCCUAAACACUGGAGAAGAAAGCAUUGCUUCUGCUCUGAUGACAAAAAACAGCUUUUUUUUUACCUUGUAUAUUUGGCAAAAGGUGUGUUUUAGGGGGUUAUGUUAAUCAGACCAAAACUAGUUUAUACUUCCGGCAGUUUGUUUGGCUUUCAAUGUACCCAAGUGUCCCUUUUGACAAUAGCUAUUUGGUAUAAUGCUAAAAUACUGUCAACUGGGAAUUUAAUUUUAGUGUAAAGAGUGUAAAGAUAAAACCACUUCAGUGCACUUUAGAGUUAUUAAAGUCCCAGCAAAAGGGGCGGUUGAGUUUUUAAGCCUAAAGAUCGUCAAGCCCUCCCAAUUGAAUACUUUAGUUUACAUACUUCCAAUAACUGUGAUUACAGUCUAAACCAAAAACAAGCAUAUAGCCAGCAAGAGUUUCCUGAAGUCUAUCAAUUGUACACCAGAUCUUUGCUGUAGAACUUUAUUUUGAGUCUGAGAAGGAACAGAAAUGUAGCUGAGGGUUUUCAUGUCCUAUUUGGUAUACCUGAUGAUUGUUUGAGCGUUUCCGCAACAAUUCCAAAUCAACUUUCCCUGAAAGUUGGGUUUUUGUCAUCCAGAGUGUCAAUUUGAAUUUAUAUUGUGAUGCGAAAACAUUUUGGCCCAGUCAAUACAUAACCUUCAUUUAGAGACUAGAGGUCAAUAUGUCUAAACACUAUUGCUCAGUUAUGUUUGCCAGUUUAAAUCUGAUGAUACUGCAUUUUUGUAAAGCUAUGAUGUUUGCUACUUUAUUCCCUUGUUGGUAAUAACAGUGUGUCCACUACAAAUCCUGGUCUUUGAACCUGAGAAUUGAGAAGGCUAGGAUUUUAAGAGACAAUGGGUGAGGAAGCUACUCACAGGCCACUGUGUUCAUUUGUACUAAGCUGUAGGCCAAGAUUUGUAGCCUCAAUGUUGAUAGAAAAUGCUUUAUGCUGCUGUAUACACAUGAACUUCUAGGGAGUUGAACAACUCUAAUAUUUGCUCCAGGCUGGUUUACUUUAAGUUGAACUAAGUUGAAGUUAAAAGUGUAGUAAGUGCCCCAUUACAUACAUUCUAUGUACAAUCAACAGUUGAUAAGAAGGCAGUAAUUUGUUUACAGUUUUAGUGGAUACCUUAAGCUCUGACUGUAUUAGUAAUAUGGUUAUAGAUUUUUAUUGAUUUGUAUUUUUUUAACAAGCUAGGCCUAUAUCUUCAGUUGUUAUCAAGUGUUAACAGUUAUAGGGAAGUUUGUCAGAAUGGGUGAUGGGUUCAGAAGGCAUAUAUUGCACAGAUUUAGGCUGUGGGGGAAUUAGUUAAGUGUGUUCAGGAAGUAGCUAAAGAUGAGGAACAGGACUGGGUGGGGUGUUGUUUUGUGUUCCUAACCAUGUUGAGUGCUUUAUUAAAUGAUGAGUAUGUGCAGAAGAUUGUGCUUGGUUGAAGAAACUGGAUAAUGACGAAAUGCCUUUGGCCAUUUUGUGCCCAAUGUUUGAGAGCGUGACCAGUGUUGAGAUUCUCCUCUCUUUAUUCCUGGUUGUGUGAAAACUCAACCUUGUACUGAUUGAUUGAUUGAUUGAUCGAUCGUGUUCUAGAGAGAGAAUACAGUUUGACUUAACCUAUGCAUUCAGAGUCUGAUAUUUUUAUAUGUGCUGUGUACCUUUGAUAAAUUACUUAAGCACUGUUUAACCUGUGUUUGGUUUUGGAGACCUGUAUCUGUUCUUUGAUAAAGCAUGGUGAAUAACUUUGAACAUUCUU